AUGGAAGCUCGAGGGCAGAACGCCAACACAAUUCCAAACCAUCCUCCACCUACAAUCGACGACCUAUUCGAUUACAAUGCCGGGCUUGAUGAAAUCCUCGGAGACACGGAGGUGAACCAACACAAUAACUCAUCAAAUCCAACAUCAGGAAGCAAUAAUGCACCAGCGGACUCCAACAGUGCGAGUCUGGGUCUGGAUGAGGAAAUCAAGGUAGCGCCCAAGAGAAGACCGGUUCCGAAAUUAGACGAGGCUCGAUUACUAUCACCAGCCGGGAUCCCAAAGCUCCGAAGGGAUGCAAAAAAACUCAAAUUCAGGGGAAAGGGCCAUGAGUACUCUGACGCCAUGCGUCUUCUCAACUUUUACCAACUCUGGCUGGAUGACCUCUACCCCCGCGCAAAAUUCGCAGACGGCCUAGCUAUAAUUGAAAAGUUGGGCCACUCGAAGCGCGUCCAAAUCAUGCGAAAGGAGUGGAUUAACGAAGGCAAACUAAGACCAGAUGUUGUUGGUAGAGAUGAGGAAGCAAGCAAUGACACAACCCAGCUUCCGGCUGCGAACGAUGCAGUCACUCGUGAUGAGCGUGAUCAAAACGAAGCAGCUGAAUUAUUUCCCGUUGCGACCACAAAUACCACCCAGCGCGAAGCAAGAACAUCGCCCACCCGAGAAAACCUCGAUACCACUGAUGUUUCCACAGAAAAUCAAAUACCGUCCAUUUUCGGUGGCGGGGGAGGAGGCGGGAAGAUGGCAGAACACAACUUUGACAACAAUGCUGAUAGUGACGAUGAAUUUUUCGUCAGGGACGAUCGCAACGAUAAUGCCCGUGCGAGCAUGAAUGUGCUACCAGGACAUGACGAAAACGCACCCGAAGAUGACGAGUUAGAUGCUCUCUUAGCUGAGCAUGAGGGUGGUGGGAUGCCAUCAGAACGGGAACCAACGCCUAACUCCACUACCACCAUACCGAAGGGUGCAGGCCCAAGUUCAGGACUACCGCAAGUAGGCGGCUUUGAUGAUUUGGAUGCGAUGGAUGAUUAUGGUUUUUAA
Molecule: messenger RNA, 1038 nt
Organism: Histoplasma mississippiense
Lineage: Eukaryota; Fungi; Ascomycota; Eurotiomycetes; Onygenales; Ajellomycetaceae
Exons: 3
Coding region: 1-1038 (345 amino acids)
Biological process (GO): DNA replication checkpoint signaling; replication fork arrest; DNA damage response
Cellular component (GO): nucleus; replication fork protection complex
Molecular function (GO): DNA binding
Source: RefSeq, a predicted model, not a curated record